GCACAACUCAAAUACACAAGCAAAAAACACUAAAAUCAUGAAGAGUCCUCAAGUUUGUUCCAUUCUGCAGUCGAUCUUCUUUGUUCUUUUAUUUUUCACCAUCUCAUCAGCAGCUGAUCGUACUUCUGGCCAAGACUUUGUUCAAUGUCUUAUCCGGUCGAGUUCAACCUCCAUAUCCAAAGCUAUUUACACAUCACAAAACUCUACCUACACUUCUGUCUUGAAAUUCUCCAUUAAUAACCUCAGGUUUGACACUCCGGCGACUCCUAAACCUAUUGUUAUUGUCAAACCUGAGGACGAGUCGCAGAUCCAAACUGUCAUUUAUUGUUCCAAGAAACAUGACAUUCAGAUGAGGAUUCGAGGGGGAGGGCAUGACUACGAAGGUCUCUCGUACGUAGCCCAAGUCCCGUUUGUGUUACUUGAUAUGAUUAAUCUUCGUUCUAUCAAUGUUGACCCUGUAAAAGCAACGGCAUGGGUUGGAGCUGGUGCAACGCUUGGAGAGCUGUAUUAUUAUAUUGGUCAGAAGAGCGAUACCCUUGGAUUUCCUGCAGGGAUAUGGUCAACAGUAGGUGUAAGCGGACUCGUCAGUGGUGGUGGAUAUGGCACAUUGAGACGCAAGUAUGGCCUUGCUGCUGAUAACGUGCUCGAUGCACGCUUGAUUGAUGCCAACGGCAGAAUUCUUGACAGAAAAUCAAUGGGAGAAGAUUUGUUUUGGGCCAUCAGAGGAGGCGGAGCUUCUAGUUUUGGAGUCAUUCUUUCCUGGAAACUGAAGCUAGUUUCUGUUCCAAAAAUUGUCACCGUCUUCGAAGUUGAAAGAACUUUGGAGCAGAAUGCAACUGAAGUGCUUCACCGUUGGCAAACUGUAGCCCCGAGGCUUCCCAAAGAUGUUGAAAUGCGAGUGGCUGCCAACACAGUGUGGAAGAAUCUGCCUAAUGAACCGCAGAAAACUGUACAGGACGAUGGUUCUGGCAGUUUGGAAGAUAGUAAAACGGUGAGCGUGAAUUUUAUAGGACAGUUUCUUGGACGGAAAGAAGGACUACUGUCGAUGAUGAACAAGAGGUUCCCAGAGUUGGGAUUGGAGGCAGAAGCCUGCACUGAACUUACCUAUAUUCAAUCUAUACUCACGUUUUCUCUAUUCCCAGCCGAUGCUUCUCCUACUGGUUUGUUGAACAGGACUGCCUAUAAAAUUCCUUUUAAAGCCAAAUCAGACUUCGUGGACAAGCCCAUAUCGAGGGAAGGGCUUGAGGGGUUGUGGAAAAUCCUUCUUCAGCAAGAUCCUGGAAGAACGAAUUUCCUAUUCACCUCGUAUGGUGGAAAGAUGGCCGAAAUAUCAGAAUCUGCAAUUCCAUUCCCUCACAGAGCAGGAACCCUGUACAUGAUGUACAUGAGAGUGCGGACUGAUGGAGACACAUCCAAUGCCAUGAAGUGGAUCAGAGGCUUGUACAAGUACUUGACUCCUUAUGUUACCAGCUCUCCCAGAGCUGCAUACGUCAAUUACAAUGAUCUAGACUUGGGAGUGAACAAUCUUCAAGGCCCUACCAGCUACAAGCAGGCCAGUAGAUGGGGCAGGAAAUACUUCAAGAAUAACUUCAAUCGGCUUGUUAAAAUCAAGUCAGCUGUUGAUCCUGGUAACUUCUUCAGGCAUGAGCAGAGUAUUCCUCCUUUCUCUUGAUUUCAUAGUCAUGCUUCGUCAUUUUAAUAAUCCAGUCGAUCAGGUAAUGCAGGCGGCUUCGUUACUCGAUCAUAGCGGUCAUUUCUCCCGAAAUAAUUGUAUCAGAUUUUUUUUAUUUGAAAUAACAUUCUUUUAUUUGUUAAGAAUUGA
Messenger RNA from Daucus carota subsp. sativus, 1822 nucleotides. RefSeq names its product berberine bridge enzyme-like 8. NCBI's taxonomy places the organism in Eukaryota, Viridiplantae, Streptophyta, Magnoliopsida, Apiales, Apiaceae. The transcript has a single exon. Gene Ontology annotation, molecular function: oxidoreductase activity; FAD binding. Bases 38 to 1672 code for a protein of 544 amino acids. The record is from RefSeq and is a predicted model, not a curated record.